AGAGGAUUCCUGCCAGCGUCCCUGCUUGAAACUGCAGACAUCAAGACUUCCAAAGGCAAAAAGGACAAUACUCCUAGUGGCAUCCCCCUCCCACCAGAACUGAAGCCUCCCACCCGUCCACAGACCCGCCACGGCCUGGCUGCCCCUCCCCGUCGAGAUCCUCCACCCUACAGCCCAGCCGCCCAUGCACCCCCGUCAGCCUCGGAGCCUCCCAUGUGCACAGCCAAUCAGCAGCAGGCUGGCUUACCUGAGGAAGUGCAGGCAGGAUCGGUGGUGGUGAAGGUCCACUACACCUUCAGCAUAGCUCUGUCCGUCCCCUUGGACACUCCUUAUCAUCAAAUGAAAGAACUAAUUGCACAGAAAUUGGGCCAACCAGGAUCUCUGCUGCGUUUCAGAUGUAAACAGCAUGGGGCUCGAGUGCUGACACCUCUGAAUGAGGAAGCAGAAGCCAGUUUCACUGUGCAGGAAGUGGCCGAGGCUGGCAGACUCACCCUUUGGUGUCAGAAAGAAGACCCCCUGGCAAACCGUACCAUCCUUUACCAAAUGGUGGCGAUAUAUAACUAUGGAGGUCAGGGCCCAGAGGAUCUGGAGUUCAGUGAAGGCGACACCAUUGAUGUCCUGGGGCAAGUUAAUGAUGAAUGGCUGGAGGGACACUGUGCAGGAAACAUCGGCAUCUUCCCCAGCUGCUUUGCCUACAGAGAGAACCAAGGCACCAUCCAGGACCCAGUGUAUUAAAAGCAGCAGCUGUCUCUAAUUAGCCUGAUCUACGUUUGUGUUUUAGAUUGUGGAGGGUUGAGCGGUUUUAAAAAAAGAGUUGGAGAGAGGUCUAAUAUUUGACAGCGUGG
Messenger RNA from Nothobranchius furzeri (turquoise killifish), 845 nucleotides. The record is from RefSeq and is a predicted model, not a curated record. Lineage: Eukaryota; Metazoa; Chordata; Actinopteri; Cyprinodontiformes; Nothobranchiidae.